UUCAUAAAUAAUUUUACUUAAAAUGAACCAAUGUUACCCUUCGGAGCUCACUAAAACAGAGGAUGAGACAAGUUAUAAGGAUGAAACUGAAAAUGGAACUAUGACUGCAAGGGAUCUUAUUCCUGAAUACAUGCCAGCGAAGUCUCCACCUGCUACAGAAAGUUUUGAUCUCUAUGCGGAAGUCCAUGCAGAAGCUUCAUCUUUAGUCAGCUCAAUGGAUGGGAUUGAGGCUUAUAAUUACAGAGAUCCUGAACUUCGGUAUAAAAUGGUAUCUAUGGAGAAACAGUUGUAUAAACUUAAAUAAAAUGGCUAAUUACGAACAACCUCAAGAAAAUAUUAUAGAAGUACGAAAAGAUGGAUUAACAAAAUUAGAUCAACAAGCAGAGAUCCUUGAGAAGGAGAACCAAGAGAUUAGAGCACAGUUAGACCCUCUUAAGGAAGAAAUGGUUGAGUUAAGAGCAAUUAUGAGCAACCUCCAGCAAUCUUUAGACUUGAUACUUCGAGAAGUCGUCGGCUUUAAGCGCAAAUUUUAAUUUUUAAAUCUCAAUAUUGCAC
This is a messenger RNA of Moneuplotes crassus, 555 nucleotides long. The record is from the annotation of a GenBank genome assembly. NCBI's taxonomy places the organism in Eukaryota, Ciliophora, Spirotrichea, Euplotida, Euplotidae.